This is a messenger RNA of Angiostrongylus costaricensis, 6663 nucleotides long. The record is from the annotation of a GenBank genome assembly. NCBI's taxonomy places the organism in Eukaryota, Metazoa, Nematoda, Chromadorea, Rhabditida, Metastrongylidae.
GAUGAAGUUCGUAAGUUUACUGCUGUUGUGAGUGAUCCAAGCGUUCGUCUUCACCUUCAGGCAUACGUCCAACUUAUUAAAAUAAUUAGUAACGUUUCAGAGCUGCCGCAGCCUUUUGUGAAAGGGAUUGCAAAACUAUCGCUGACCUCAGCCAUUCUUCGUUAUCGUCAUCGUGAUAGUUUCAAGGCGGUGGAGAAGCUUCUCAAUGCGUUGGCUAAACAUGACUCUGAUGCAGUGGACAACUAUACCGACCAUGAUUUGUUCAUUGAUCUUUUCACCAAGUCAAUUUUAUUUUCAAAAAGUAGACAAGAAGACUUUGUCAUAAGAAUAUGCGGCAACGGCCUUAGUUGUCUUUCUUCUUCAAGUUUCCACAACCUUUUGUUACCAAAUAUGAAGAAGUCGCUGUUGAGAAGUCCCGAGGUCGCGGUGUUUGGUAAGAGCAUUCUGGCAGGUCUUUUCAGAAAAUAUUCUGAAUACUAUCAAAUAGUUUUCAAACGGGCCUCGACGUCAUAUCCUGCUUUGAUUCUUAAGACAAUGACAAUUCUGUUGUUCUGGCCUAAUUGGCAAGUGAGGAAGCGCGCUACACUUUCCGUAGAGCGAAUCCUUCGCGUCGAAAAGACACAUUUUGCAGUAGCCCUUGCUUCUGAAAUAUUUACUGAAACUAUAAAUGGAUAUGUUGAUCAGGUUCACUUAAUUUAUUGUACGGAUCUAGUCCAUGAAAUCAUGUGUCGUAAAUUGAAACGUAACCAACCCGACUCUUCCGCAACGGUGCUAGGAGAGUGGUACGUGAAGGUACUACGAUUACUGCUCGUUACCGAAGGCCCAGAGCUUGACGAACUUGCUAUCCAUACCUUGUUGCUGGCAUCAGUUCAAAGACUUGUCGAAGUUGACGGUUCAGUAUGGUUGAGGUGGAUGCAUAGUCAAGCUGAUAGCGAUCGCUGGGAAGCCAGUGCGUUAUUUCGGGAGAAAGCAGUGACUUUGGUUCUUUGUUGUACCGAUCGUAAUGUUCGUGAUAAUGCACUUGUGACUUUGGUGGCAUUGAAUGUCCCAUCUAUACGCUCUGCUCUUUGGGAUCACAUCGAAAAAAGCGUCUCAGAGCUUAAUGUGGACGACUAUGUACGGAUUCCUGAACGACAUGUAUCAAUCUAUCGGUGCACCGAAGGUCAUCUUUACAAUACAGAUGUAUUAGAAUUUGACGAAGGCGAGAUCAGUCAUAAUAUGCGUCGAGAAAACAAAGCAUAUAGUUUUCGUGACCAGCUGGCAGAACUACAAUUGCGCCGAGAACUUGCGGAGAAGAAGCGUAAGGAAGGGAAACUUACGGCUCUUCAAAAGCAAGUGAUGGAGAAAGAAUUAGCUAAGGAAAAGGAAAUUAGAGAUGAAAUCGGUCGGAUGUAUGAAAACAUUGAAGUGAAAUUGGACGAAUUGCGAGCGAUGGUAUCGGCUGAUCAUCGUGGGGCGUUGGCCAGGACAAAUCUGCUUUUUGACUAUUGCAUUCCACUAACACUAAGUCAUCUCGUCUCAAGAAACGCAGCCCAAAUCUUCCUGGUUUAUUGUAGUAUUGCUUUUCCUCAAACAGAGGAUUGUUUAUGUGAGUUAGUGGCGAGUACCACACUUCGAGUUCUUGGAGCUCGUUGGAGCAUUCUCAAUUGGUGCGAUGAGCCGUUGGCAGCGGCUAUUCGGCGUCUACUUCAACACCUUAAUGAGCGAGCCUUCGUUAUAGACACAGAAGAUGACGAUGACUCGUUGUUAUUCGACGAUACCGUCGGCGUACCUCAGCUAACGGUCCUCUAUCCCAUGUUACACGCACUUCUUUCUCCUUCCAGUGAAUUCGGCAACGAUAUUAAAGACUCUGCCUUAGCACUCUUAAAAACCACUGUUAAUCGACGACUCCUCAAGGCUCUAAUGCAACUAGUUAGUGUUGUUAACGAAACAGAGGCUACUAGCAAACGUAUUGUCGACUUGGUACGGAGCAUUCUAUUUUAUUUAACGUUUCCCAGUACCAGCUCUGUAAUCGUUGUGCUAUACCAGGUGUUGUCUGCACCACAGUUUAUGACACGCCUUGUAUUGUCUUGCGAUGACGAAAGCUUUGCAACUGAAUGUUUGGUUCGUUUGUUCAUUGCUCGUUACGACCCCGUCGAAUCUGUGGCGGGACAGGCGUCCAAGUUGUGGUACUCUUCCUUGUUCCAUUUGAGGCGGGUAAUGGCAGGACCACUGAUAGGUACUGGUGAUCUAUAUCUUUUAAAUUUUAUAUGUGACUGUGGUUUUUUUUUCUCGUUUGUCUUCUUUUUGAAUGAGUGUGUUUCGGAAGUAGUUUUUAUACGUGAGUCUGCCGCUAAUGCGUUAUCACAAGUCGGUUUUACGUAUUAUCAUCCAUUACUGUGUAUCCAUGCCAUAUAUAAUAUCGAUUAUGCAAUUUCUUUAAUUUUAGAAAAGUAUCACAAUGAUUAUGAUCGGCGAAGUGGAAUAGGUCUUGUUCUAAGUCGUCUAGCAGGGCUUUUUCUUAAGAUUGUACCUUGUGGGCUAGCUGAUCGCCACACAGAAUGUCGUAAUAACAUGAGAAAUGCUGCUGUUGAAGUUGUUCGAAAUCAUGGUCGAGUUAUCAUGGAUACACUGUUGCCAUUUCUAGAGCAGUUGUCAGAUACUACGCCAAGUGGAGGAGAACAUGAUAACCUCAGGCAGGGAUUGGUAGUGCUGCUUGGGACACUGGCGCAAUAUCUUGAUCCUUCCUCGAGUAAAGUUCGCGAUAUCCUUGCUAGACUAAUGGAUGCACUUUCGACUCCUAGUCAAGCAGUGCAAGAAUCAGUUUCAAGAUGUCUUGCUUUCCUGGUACCUGCUAUUCAAGACACAGUAAAAACUGUUAUGCAAAAGUUACAAUGGCUCUUGUAUGAAGCGGAUUCUUACGGUGAACGUCGCGGAGCUGCUUAUGGAAUUGCUGGCAUUAUCAAGGGGAUGGGAGUAGCUUCACUCAAGGAAUUUGAGCUACUACCGUCUGUACAUAAGGCUCUUCUGGACAAGAAGAACGUCAAGCAUCGAGAAGGUGGUCUUCUAGCACUUGAAAUCCUUUGCAGCACGGUGGGUAAACUUUUCGAACCCUACAUGAUUCAGUUUCUAGCGUCCCUUCUUCUUUGCUUUGGCGAUAAUGAUGAGAAUGUAAGGAAAGCUGCUGAGGAUACUGCUGUAGCAAUGAUGUCGUCAAUGUCUCCUCAUGGUACAAAACUUGUGCUUCCAUCGCUGUUGACUGCUCUUGAUGAUGAAUCUUGGCGAACAAAAUGUGCAGCAGUAGAGCUGCUUGGGUCUAUGGCGUUCUGUGCUCCUCGGCAGCUGUCAGCUUGCUUGCCUAACAUAGUUCCUAAGCUUAUAGAAGUUCUCGCUGAUUCAUCGUCCAAGGUUCAACGAAGUGGUGAAAAAGCUUUAAGACAAAUUGCUAGUGUUAUUAGAAAUCCUGAAAUACUGGGCGUUUCCAAUCAGUUGAUAGCAGGUCUUUUGGAUCCGGCCAACAAGACCAACUACGCUUUACAAGCUGUUCUCAAUACGAAGUUUAUUCAUUAUAUAGAUGCUCCAUCACUUGCACUUAUUAUGCCGAUUGUCAGACGUGCUUUCGAAGACAGAAACAGUGAAACACGUAAGGUCGCUUCGCAGAUCAUCGCCAAUAUCUACACUCUCACAGAGCACAAGGAUAUGGAGCCGUACAUGUGCGACUUGGUUCCAGGCCUUAAAAAAUCACUACUGGAUCCUGUACCGGAAAUACGAACUGUGGCGGCCCGCGCACUUGGAGCCAUAGUUGCUAAAUCUACAGGCGUAACAAGCGAGAAGCUUCGGGAAAGUAUUGUUCCAUGGUUGAAAGAGAAGCUGAUCUCUCCGAACUCAACGGUUGACCGGUCUGGAGCUGCGCAAGGUCUUUGCGAAGUAUUGGCUGCUAUUGGUGCCGAGCAACUCGAAUUUGUGAUGCCGGAAAUUAUUGCUGCAACUGAAAGCGCCGAGGUAAGUGCGGAGACGAGAGACGGCUACAUCUUAAUGUAUAUAUAUCUUCCGAUGGUAUUCGGCGAGAAAUUUCUUCCUUAUGUAUCACAAAUUGUUCCACCCAUUCUUAAAGCUCUUGCAGAUGAAAACGAAUACGUUCGCGCUUCUGCUCUAAAAGCUGGUCAGCGGUUGAUUGCUCAAUAUUGUUCGCAUGCUCGUCGCAUCUUUCUUCCACAGUUACAGAGUGCUCUUCAUGAUGAAAACUGGAGAAUUCGGCAAGCAUCCGUUCAGCUUAUUGGAGACUUUCUCUUUAAUAUCUCAGGUGUAUCUGGGAAGAGCACUUCGUCAACCGCGAACGAAGAUGAUACUAUGGGUAUUGAGCACGCUGGAAAGAGUAUUGUCCGAGCGCUUGGGCAGCAGUGUAGAGACCACGUUUUAGCUGGGCUCUAUCUGGCAAGGUCAGACGUCGCUUUGGUGGUUCGUCAGGCAGCUGGCCAUGUGUGGAAAAUUGUAGUGGCAAACACUCCUCGAACUCUUAAAGAGAUUAUGAAGAACCUAUUUGAAAUGAUUGUCGAUUCGUUAGCGUCAACAUGUGAGGAUCGUCAGCAAAUGGGUGCUAGAUGCUUAGGAGAACUCGUGCGUAAAAUGGGUGAUAAAAUUCUCAAUGAAAUUCUACCAAUUUUGGAAGUGAACCAGAAGUCAGACAAUCUUGAGAAACGCGUUGGAGUUGCGAUUGCUUUACAUGAAGUGAUGGACAAUAUUAGCAAGGAUGUACUUAGUCAUUACCUUGAGAAUCUGGUGUCUCCUGUACGUAACUGUAUUUGCGAUUCAUCACCAGCUGUUCGAUCAGCCGCUGCUGAUACCUUCUCCGUCUUAUACCAUAUGAUCGGAAUCGAGGCUUUGGAUGAAAUAAUUGCGCCACUUCUUGAGAAGUUAACUCCUGAGAAAGAAGACGUGCUCGCUGGGUUAUGUGAGAUUAUGAAGCAGAACAGCAGACAAAUGUUACCGUAUUUGUUACCACGUCUUACUCGACCUCCUAUCAAUGUUCAUGCCCUUUGUAGUUUGGCUUCGGUUGCUGGUAGUACAUUAUCUCGUCAACUUCCAAGAGUUUUGGAUGCUCUCCUGUCUGCUUGUCAAACUAAUGACCAGUACGAUCCGAUGAUCGAUAGCUGUGAAAAAGUAGUAAUAGCUGUGACUGAUGAUGAGGGUGUUCCUGUUUUGGUUGAUUAUCUUCUCAAACAUGCCAGUAAAGGGAACGUACCUUCUAUUGUACUCCUUCAUGCAUUUGUCGACAAAAGUGGAGUGUCUCUUAAUCAUUUGAUUGAUGAUUUGCUUCCUGGGCUACUACACUUGUAUUCGUCACCGAAUCCACAGAUUGUCGACCAUGCUAUUAAUGCAGCCAUUGGUAUUGCUCAUGCACUGGAUCAGAAGGAGAUGCAGGGGGCCAUUCCAAUAAUGAAGAAAGCGUUGAACUUCACAAUUGCUCAAUCGAAAGGUCGAGUAAUACCUGGUUUCGCACAUCCCAAAGCAUUGCUUCCGCUGUUUCCUAUGUUAAGAGAAGCUAUUCUACAAGGUCUUCCUGAGCUGAAAGCAUUAGCUGGUGAAGCUCUCGGUCAAGUGGUUUCCGUUUCUGAUCCAAACUCACUAAAACCGCAUGUGAUCAAUAUCACUGGUCCGUUGGUUCGAGUACUAGGAGAUCGGUAUCCUCCAACUGUAAAAUUAGCGGUACUCGGGACGCUGAGUCAACUACUCGACAAGGUCACGGUGUUACUUCGUCCGUUUCAACCUCAGUUGCAAGCAACCUUCCUUAAAUCAUUACAAGAGCCGUCAUCGCGCACAUUGCGACUAACUGCCGGCGGUGCUCUUGCUCGUUUAAUUCGUAUUCAUACGAACCCUGAACCACUGGUUAACGAAUUAUUAAAACUACUCGCUCACAGUCAGGAUCAGUCACUGUUAGAAACAACAUUCGUUGCUGCUCGAGCACUUUUGGCAGAACUCAAUGUCCCUCUUUCAGACGCUGCGAUACAAGAGGGAUACCGCGUGUGCCAAUUGCAGUAUAUGAUGUCUUUGGACACUCCCACAGAGCUUGAAACGUCAUUGUGUAUAUGCAGUGGAGCACUGUACGGUGAACUGGCCGUUCGAACGAAAGAAUUCCGCUCGAAAAAUAUCUUCCGUGGUGAGUUGACAGAUGCGUCACUGGUUUGGUCGGAAGCGCAAAGCGAAUGUCGAGGUGCUCUUUUAGCUGCAUUUACUUCCGAAGCUACUGUAGCUUGUGCAGCUCUCCGCGCAGCUGCAUAUAUUCUAAUCAGUGAAGGUUCAAAUUUUGAUCGGGAACUACUUUCGUCAAUGGGGCGAUCGUUAAGUCAUCAGUCCGUGGAGGUACGCCGAGUUGCCGCCGUUGUUCUCGGACAUAUCUUGCGUUCAGCCCCUUGUCAACUUGAAAAUGCUCUAUUGAAAGUUAUCGUUCCUCACUUGAUGAAUGGUGCAAAAGAAAGCAACUCGGCAGUUCGUUCUGCAUCCGAGCUUGCUCUAGUGUAUGCUUUUCACUUCCAGGAUGGACAAGAUGGAUUUGAUAACUAUUUGUUGUCAGUGGAAGGCGCAGCGAAAACAAUAUUAAGUGAGCUGCAGCCAGCGCUACGACGUGUCGUGAGAAAUGCUGACCUGACACUCGAACCAAUUAGUAACAUCCUAACCGUAAACUAA